Salvia hispanica is the source of this 3766-nucleotide messenger RNA. RefSeq names its product protein EXPORTIN 1A-like. Gene Ontology annotation, cellular component: cytoplasm; nucleus. Lineage: Eukaryota; Viridiplantae; Streptophyta; Magnoliopsida; Lamiales; Lamiaceae. The record is from RefSeq and is a predicted model, not a curated record. Gene Ontology annotation, biological process: ribosomal large subunit export from nucleus; protein export from nucleus; ribosomal small subunit export from nucleus. Gene Ontology annotation, molecular function: small GTPase binding; nuclear export signal receptor activity.
UUUUUUUUAAUUUCCAACUCAGUCCUCACCCCAUCUCUCCCUCGUUUUUCUCUCAUCUCAAGGUUUUGGUUUAGUCGAACACUAGUUCUCUAGGGCUUUUCGACAACUCAGCUUCUCAGUGACUAGUGAUCUCGUCCAUGGCGGCCGAAAAGCUUCGGGAUUUGAGUCAGCCGAUGGAUGUUGCUCUGCUCGACGCCACUGUCUCUGCUUUCUAUGGAACCGGAUCUAAAGAGGAGAGGGCUGCUGCAGAUCAUAUCUUGCGUGACUUACAACAUAACCCAGAUAUGUGGCUUCAAGUGGUCCACAUUUUAUCUAGUGCUCAGAAUCUGAACACAAAAUUUUUUGCUUUACAGGUUUUGGAAGGUGUUAUUAAGUACAGAUGGAAUGCUUUACCUGUAGAACAAAGAGAUGGCAUGAAAAACUAUAUUUCUGAUGUUAUAGUUAAGCUUUCGAGUGACGAAGUCUCUUUCCGGAGGGAGAGGCUUUAUGUCAAUAAAUUAAACAUAAUAUUGGUUCAGAUAUUGAAGCAUGAGUGGCCAGCUCGAUGGCGUAGCUUCAUACCUGAUUUGGUUGCAGCAGCAAAAUCAAGUGAAACCAUCUGCGAGAAUUGCAUGGCCAUUCUAAAACUUCUAAGUGAGGAGGUCUUUGAUUUUUCAAGGGGUGAAAUGACUCAACAGAAGAUUAAAGAGUUGAAACAAUCUUUGAACAGCGAAUUCAAGCUCAUUCAUGAGUUAUGCUUGUAUGUGUUGUCUGCAUCCCAAAGAGCUGAACUCAUCAGGGCUACCUUGGCAACAUUACAUGCUUUUUUAUCCUGGAUUCCCUUGGGCUAUAUAUUUGAAUCACCACUGCUUGAAACUCUAUUGAAAUUCUUUCCUGUGCCUGCAUAUCGCAAUCUCACUAUUCAGUGUCUGACUGAGGUUGCUGCUCUUAGUUUUGGGGACUUCUAUAAUAUGGAGUAUGCCAAAAUGUAUUCUAUAUUCAUGGCGCAAUUACAGGCAAUUGUCCCAUCGUCCACCAACUUUGUUGAGGCAUAUGCAAAUGGCAAUAGUGAGGAGCAGGCAUUUAUUCAGAAUUUGGCACUGUUUUUCACAUCAUUCUACAAGUGUCAUAUACGAGUGCUAGAGUCUGUGCAAGAGAAUAUAAAUAUACUACUAGUGGGCCUUGAGUAUCUAAUUAAUAUCUCAUAUGUGGAUGACAUUGAAGUUUUUAAGGUUUGCCUGGAUUAUUGGAAUUCUUUAGUUUCGGAGCUGUUUGAUUCUAAUCACAAUCUGGAUAGUCCUGCUGGGGUUGCACACAUGAUGGGACUGCAGAUGCCUAUGCUCCCCGGUAUGGUUGAUGGACUAGGAUCACAACUCCUGCAGAGGCGUCAACUUUAUGCUGGUCCAAUGUCAAAGUUGAGAUUACUAAUGAUAUGUCGCAUGGCGAAGCCAGAAGAGGUUCUCAUUGUUGAGGAUGAAAAUGGGAAUAUAGUUCGUGAGACAAUGAAAGAUAAUGAUGUUCUAGUACAGUAUAAGAUAAUGAGGGAGACACUGAUUUACUUGGCUCAUCUUGAUCACGAGGAUACUGAAAAACAGAUGCUGACAAAGUUGGGUAAACAACUUAUUGGAGAGGAUUUUACCUGGAACAAUCUUAAUACACUCUGUUGGGCCAUUGGAUCUAUUUCUGGGUCAAUGGCAGAGGAGCAGGAAAACAGGUUUCUGGUGAUGGUAAUCCGUGAUUUGUUAAACCUUUGUGAGAUCACUAAGGGGAAGGACAAUAAAGCUGUCAUUGCCAGUAACAUAAUGUAUGUAGUUGGUCAAUACCCACGAUUUUUGAGGGCUCACUGGAAGUUCUUGAAAACUGUUGUGAACAAAUUGUUUGAAUUCAUGCAUGAGACCCACCCAGGGGUUCAGGACAUGGCAUGUGAUACAUUCUUGAAAAUUGUCCAAAAAUGCAAGCGCAAAUUUGUCAUCGUGCAGGUUGGAGAAAAAGAGCCAUUUGUUUCGGAACUAUUAACAACACUUCUGACUACUAUUGUUGAUCUUGAGCCUCACCAAAUUCAUUCCUUUUAUGAAUCUGUUGGUACUAUGAUUCAAGCCGAAACUGAUCCCCUCAGGAGAGGUGAAUACCUGCAGAAGCUGAUGGAACUUCCUAAUCAGAAAUGGACUGAAAUAAUUGGACAGGCACGCCAGAGCGUAGAUUUCUUGAAAGAUCAAGAUGUGAUCCGUGCAGUGCUUAAUAUCUUGCAGACAAAUACUAGUGUUGCUAGCUCUCUUGGGAUGUAUUUUAUGCCACAGAUUUCCAUGAUCUUUUUGGACAUGCUCAAUGUUUACAGAAUGUACAGUGAGCUUAUAUCAACCAGUAUUGCCCAAGGAGGGCCCCAUGCUUCUCGGACAUCUAUUGUGAAACUCUUACGUUCAGUCAAGAGGGAAACAUUAAAGCUCAUUGAGACAUUUUUAGAAAAAGCUGAGACAUUUACAGAUAAAGCUGAAGAUCAGCAACAUAUCGGUAAACAGUUUUUGCCUCCAAUGAUGGACCAUGUGCUCGGUGACUAUGCUCGGAAUCUGCCUGAUGCAAGAGAGUCUGAAGUUCUAUCACUAUUUGCAACAAUAAUAAAUAAGUACAAGGGAACAAUGAUUGAGAACGUUCCUCGAAUAUUCGAAGCUGUAUUCCAGUGUACUCUAGAGAUGAUAACAAAGAAUUUUGAAGACUAUCCUGAGCAUAGACUGAAGUUCUUUUCACUGCUUAGAGCUAUUGCUGCACAUUGUUUUCCUGCCCUAGUGCACUUGUCAAGUGAGCAAUUAAAACUUGUUCUAGAUUCUAUCAUUUGGGCUUUCCGGCACACUGAACGAAAUAUAGCAGAGACUGGUCUCAACCUAUUAUUGGAAAUGCUGACAAAUUUUCAGGGUUCUGAGUUUUGUAACCAGUUCCACCGGACUUACUUUUUGACAAUAGAGCAAGAGAUAUUUGCUGUUUUGACAGACACAUUCCACAAGCCGGGUUUUAAGUUGCAUGUACUGGUGCUGCAACACUUAUUCAGCCUGGUAGAAUCAGCUGCGUUAACUGAGCCUAUAUGGGAUACUGCAACAGUUUCUUAUCCUUAUGCAAAUAAUGGCAUGUUUGUCCGUGAGUAUACCGUUAAACUGUUGAGCUCAUCGUUUCCGAACAUGACAGCAACUGAGGUUACCCAAUUUGUCAAUGGACUUUUUGAGUCAAAAGGCGAUAUUUCUUCAUUCAAAGAUCACAUACGAGAUUUUCUUGUCCAAUCAAAAGAAUUUUCAGCUCAGGACAAUAAAGAUCUUUAUGCUGAGGAAGCUGCUGCCCAGAGAGAAAAAGAGCGACAGCGCAUGCUAUCAAUUCCAGGACUCAUUGCACCCAACGAGAUACAAGACGAGAUGGUGGAUUCAUGAGCAAUGUCGCAUUUUUGGGCCAAGGCUAGUUUGGAUUUUUAACUGAAAGUUAGGUUGGGGCACCUGAAUUCCUCAUUCAUACAUUAUUUGGGUUUUUCAUCCGUGGAUUGCCUAAUCUGGCCGGAAAUAUUUCUGAAUGAAACGAGGAAGCUGUCGGGGGUGCUGCUGAAGAAACCAUUUGCUGGUUGUAGAGCAUUCAGAACGUAAUGUUAGGAACAUGGGCAUGUCACUAGAAGCAUUUGUGAUAGGAGGGUGGGUUGUGCAGAAAAUUCUCUUUUAGCAAUUUGUACGAAUUUAUAAAGAUCUAUUCUUUAAUGCUGCUUUGUAGUUUGUCUUGUACACUGAUUAGUGAUUUUGGUAAAUAUUUUUUACAUCUA